ACAGGUUCAGUAGCCUAUGUAAAACAUUUCACUGAACCUAAAAUAUAGAAUCUUUAACAGUGUACUCUGGAUGCUGCUUCUAUAUUGACUAUUAAGAUAUUUGACUUCACAAAUGAAUGGCAAGGAUAGAGGGUUGUUAGAAAUAGCCAAAGCUUUCUGAGACUAAAGGCCAUUAUGUACCGAGUAUGUUGCAACAUUUUUUUCGAAUGUGACCUUGUCCUGUAACAUAGAGAUGCACUGAAAGUGUUGUGGUUUUGUGAAAAAUUUGUUCUCAAAAAAGAAACAGUGAAAUACAUGAAGUUGACAUCAAGUGAUGAUGAGCUGGUCAAGAUGUUUCUGAACAAGCAAAGGAAGAAACAGAGAUUCUGGCUACAUCCAGUGCUCACCAGAGGGCACCAUCAAACCAUGAGAAUUUUAUCUGAGGAGGCAAAGAAAUAGGUUCAGUGAGCCGAUUGACCCAGAACCGCGUCUAGCUGUGUGUCUGAGUUAAAAUAGUAUUAUUUUGUCAUUUCCAAAUUGUAUAUUCAACACGAUGAGCACACUUGUUGCCAAGUGCAGUGGUCUGAUUAGGUUAAAGCUGUUUAUUUGUGUCCAAAAAAAGAUAAUUGCCACAACAUUGUUCUGUGUGAAUGGCUUAUUUUGGGCUCACCAAAAAUUAUUUUUUUAAUGCAAGAAAUAUUCACACAAAUUUUACGCAUCCGGUGUUUAAAGGUCUUUUGAUAGGGGGAUUUUGGAUGGGUAAAUGAGAGGAUAUUUUCAAUAUUUGCUGACAGAGCUGCACAGCAGUUCCACCCGACUGCUGUUUAAACAUGAGCUUUUCAAGGGCCAGCCACUCAGAAAGGCAAGCGUGUCCUUGAGAGCAAUGGAAACAACAUAUUUCAGAUAAGAUAGUAGAUUAAUUGGGUGACCACACUAAGGCCUAAUACGAAACAAUUAUUUGAACUGUGAAUCAUGCAGAGCUCCUUUAUUACAUUGAGAGUAGGGGCGUGCAUCGACCGGUAAAUCAACAGCUUCACUUCUAUGCGCGGCCGCGUCAUGCCAAAUGGGUGCAACAUCCGCAUUGCUGUGGCUGUGGCACCAAAAUGUUUGUCAGUCUCCCACUUCCUUCACUUGUGAACAAGACCCAGUGAUACUUAAACUCCUCCACUCCCGGGCAGUGUCUCAUCCGUGACCCGGAGUGGGCAGUCUGGCCUUUUCCUACUCAGGACCAUGUCUUCAGAUGUGGAAGUGCUGAUUGUCAUUCACACUCAGCUGGGAACCCCUCCAGUGCAAGCUGAAGGCUACCACCCGAUGAAGCCAGCAGAACCCCAUCCACUGAAAAAAGCAGAAAUGAGAUUCUGAGGGCUACAAAGCUGGAAGCCUUAUGACUUUAAUUCUGUUAUUUAUUAAUUUGUGUAUUGCUGUGUUAUCAGAAUACGUGCUGUACAGUUCUUGUGAUAAAAUAUGUUUCCUUUCUUUGUAGUUUUCAUGGACAACAAGAAGAGGCACCUAAAAGGCAUCUUCAUUUGCAUUGCAGCAGCAGUGAUUUUCAUCGUUUUCAAUCUAAAUUCCAAGAAAGUGUUACUGGAUAGGAACAUUCCUUAUCAAGCAGCAUCAGCAGAGCCACGUUGGGAGGAUCCAGGACCAUAUCAUGUGGCCUACCCACGAAACUACAAAUUCAUCAUGGAUGACACGCCCACAUGUAGGACCACAACUCCUUUCCUUAUUCUGAUGGUUCCUGUUGCACCCGGUAAUGUGGCAACUCGGAAUGCCAUCCGACAGACGUGGGGAAAUGAGAAGCUGGUUCUGGGUCAGCGGGUAGAGACUGUCUUCAUAGUGGGCCUCCCUGGUGGAAGUGAUGCUGAACAUCAGCAAGAGAAGCUACAGCAGGAGAAUCAGCAAUACCAUGACCUGAUUCAGAGCAACUUUCAGGACAGCUACUAUAAUCUGACUAUCAAGACUAUGGUCAUGCUGGAGUGGCUGGCUGCACACUGUACUAAGGCUUCCUUUGUCAUGAAGAUCGACUCUGAUGUGCUACUCAAUGUCCCGAAUCUGGUGAAACUGUUGGUGGAUCCUAGCACAGCUAAACAAAACUAUAUGACUGGGCUGGUUUGGUGGCAUAGUCCCGUUUUAAGGAACCCAUUUAUAAAGUUCUACAUGCCUCGAUCUGUGAUUGCUGAAUCAGAGUACCCCCCGUAUCCGCUCGGCUUUGCCUACGUCAUGUCACUAGACCUUCCUGGGAAGAUCUUGGAAGUGUCACCUCAGAUCAAACCGAUCUACAUUGAAGAUGCUUACCUCGGCAUGUGUCUGAAACGCCUGGGCGUAUCUCCUACUGACCCUCCUGAAGAAACAAUGUUUCUUGUCAAGCCCAGCCAUUCUCUGAGCAGCUGCAGUCUUUCAAAGUUGAUCGCUUCUACUACAACAAGCAUGUUUCAGAUGAAUGGCUACUGGGAGAGGAUCAAACAGGGAGUUCAGUGCUGAACUUAUUCCAAAAAGGUAUUGUUUAUGGUUGUAGGAUUUUGGAUCAUGGGAGUGGGAACCUCAAUCUGGCCAAUGGUGAAAACAAAAAUGAAAUAUUGCAUAUUUAUUAUGUGGCAAAAUGGAGACACCUUUGUUACAUCUGGUCAAAUCUGAUCAUUAGGCCAAGUUAAUAUAUAUUUUUUUUCCUUUGAAAAAGUUCAACAUAUUUAAUUGAAGCACGGGUUGUGAGAGGCUUUUUUGCAGGGGUUAGUAUUAAGAGUAUAUUUAUAUAUUUACAUCUUAGAUCUCUGUGGUGAUAUUGAAUUUGCAAAUGAUAAGAUGAUACUGUAAUCCACUUUUUAUUGAAGUCAGCCAGGCCUCCUUUGUCCUCAGCUCAAGUGUGAGAUGUUUGUUACUUUUAUAUCCUCUUGUAUUUAAGUUUUCCAGCUCUUUUGUAUUUCUGUACUUUUUACUCUCCGGCCUGUGUUUGUCUUUUAUAUUUGGUGUUAUUGUAUGGAUAACACCAAAGGAUAUAAAUAUAAAUAAAGGCUAUAUGGGAUAUAAA
Oreochromis aureus is the source of this 3004-nucleotide messenger RNA. Its product is annotated as beta-1,3-galactosyltransferase 2-like. The record is from RefSeq and is a predicted model, not a curated record. Gene Ontology annotation, molecular function: N-acetyl-beta-D-glucosaminide beta-(1,3)-galactosyltransferase activity. Gene Ontology annotation, cellular component: membrane. NCBI's taxonomy places the organism in Eukaryota, Metazoa, Chordata, Actinopteri, Cichliformes, Cichlidae. The transcript is spliced from 2 exons. Bases 1444 to 2460 code for a protein of 338 amino acids.